CUCUGCUUGUCGAAACGCAAGCCACACGGGCCUUCGUCCAUUCGACAUCGAGAUCAACAGCUAACACCUAAUCCAAGGAAUCUUCACAGAACGGUGCCACUCUGGUGCCACUCGCGCUUGCAGACAGUCCUCUCGUAUACAAAAAUAUUCCAAUCCCGGAGGCCCCUUCAUCCCAGGAGCCCUCUCUACGAUGCAUCGUGCGUUGACUAUCCCGGAGCUCUUCUGUUUGAUAGUCAAUGAGGCGGGCGGCGAUCGGCGGCUCUCGGUCGACACACGGACGCUUGUCGCGUUAGUGCUCACAUGCCGCACGUUCCACGAGCCAGCCUUGGACGUCCUAUGGGAGAAGCAGUACCGCCUAGUUCGUCUUAUACAGUGCUUGCCGGAUGACCUGUGGAUGGUCUCUACUAGUAGUCAUCCCCCGAGAAAGACAUUAAUGCUCAGGGAGCCUACUAGGCCAACUACUGAGCUGGACUGGGUGCGCUUUGACUUCUACGCCAAACGGAUACGGCAAUUACAUUAUGGCGUGCGCUCAAUAUAUCCGCCGGAAAAUGACUUUGGCACUGUCUCCGAGUCGGAGAGGCUUUUUUGUUGGCUUUUUACGUCGAGGCCAUCCCGUAACCCUCUCCCCAGUCUAACCACCCUCCGUUGGAUCGUGAGAGAGACAUUCGAUUCCCAUGCAUGUGCGCAUAUGCUCUUCGGUCCACGGCUUUCCAGAAUAUAUAUCGAUGCAGCGUAUGAGGCUAUGCCCACUGCCUCACAGAUCAUUGUCCCGACAUUGCACCAUCUCCCACGUUGUUCACCGGAGGUCCAAAAGCUAGAGCUCCAGGUACUUUGGGAACCUAGCACAGAAUCUAUCGGUGUCGAGAUCUUGAUGUCGUUGGAGCGGCUGAAGGUCCUCAAAUUUAUGCUCACCAUGUCUAUGGUCCCCGACGUCCUCCCUCGGCUGGCGACUCUUUCAAGUCUCACGGAACUGUGGCUCAGUGUACAAUAUAUGGACACUGGAGAUCAAGACGAUGAAGAUAUCACCAUGCCCGAUGUUACCUUCCCUGCUCUCACAAAGCUGAGCCUGCAAACUGAUUACAUGUCUCAAUCCAACGUGUUUCUCAGGAUUUGCUGCUUCCCACGGCUUCAAGAGCUGUAUAUCCGGGUCGAAAAAGUUGAAAGCACGGAGUUGGACUCGGAGGACCUGGCUACCAUGGUCCGGCUAAUCAGCCAGUGCUGUGCACAUACCGUCCUGGAGAAAAUCAAUGUACAAAUCGAUGGAGACAGCUCUGAGCAGCUAUUCUCCGCCGUGUCAUUAAGGCCUCUCAACGUCUUUCGCCGUCUGCGCAUCCUAGAAAUUGGCGCGGAUCUACAUUUCCUCCUCGACGACAACACCGUCAGAGACAUGGCCACAUCCUGGCCGUGUCUCGAAUAUCUGGAGCUAUGGGUGCUAGCGCCGCCUCAAAGCCUGACUCCAACGACUCUGGAAGGACUGAUGCACCUCGCCAAGCACUGUCCGUCGCUGCAAACACUCGCUAUCAACGUGGACACAUCAAGACCCAUCACCACGCCUCUCUCGGAACUCGAUGGCAGCCACUGCAAUCAUGUUCUUGACGAUCUUUCCACUGUUCACUCGCCUGUGUUGGGUGAUCCCUCAGAGAUAGGAGCUGUGUUGAACGCGAUUUUCCCUAACCUCACAUGCGUUAAUGAAGACGAGAUAGAUGAAAUACGUGAUUCAUGGAGGCCAGUGGAGGAGGCGAUGAGAAAAUUGCGAGACGGCUGUCAGUCGGAAGAUACAGCCUGAGUCGGUGAGCCUUACCCACCGUUAGACGUGAAUUGACCUUGUCAUGUCGUUGGUGAUUAACGUGUGUUUACAGUCUCACAAACGCAGAUGUCGGUUCAUA
Molecule: messenger RNA, 1886 nt
Organism: Rhodofomes roseus
Lineage: Eukaryota; Fungi; Basidiomycota; Agaricomycetes; Polyporales; Fomitopsidaceae
Exons: 3
Coding region: 191-1786 (531 amino acids)
Source: RefSeq, a predicted model, not a curated record